AUAUUAAUAGGGGUCCCCUUCCUCGCUUCCCGUUAUGCUAUCCACUCAACAGAACUCUUAUUCGUUUGUUCUUGUUGUUGUCUCUGUACCUUAAGCUUCUGUUUCAUUAUUCCUUAGAAAUGGUUGCUUUGGUUUCUCAAGAAAAUGUUGUAGUAUUGGUUUCUCGUACUGGUAGAGAAUUGCAGCGUUAUAAAAAAGGUCGUCGCCAAGUUGUGGGAUGCAUACCAUAUAGAUUUAAGAUUGGGGAGAAAAAUACCUUGGAUAUUUCAGAUGAAUUGGAGGUUCUUGUUAUAAGUUCUCAAAAAGGCAAAGGGAUGCUAUUUCCAAAGGGAGGUUGGGAAAUAGAUGAAUCUCAAAAGGAAGCAGCUUUGAGGGAAACUAUAGAGGAAGCUGGUGUAAGAGGCAUUGUUGAGGGUAAAUUGGGUAAAUGGAGCUUCAAAAGUAAAACACAUGAUACAUUAUAUGAUGGCUAUAUGUUCCCUCUACUUGUUCAAGAGCAAUUGGAAUUUUGGCCUGAGCAAAAUUUGCGUCAAAGAAAAUGGAUGAAUAUAAAAGAGGCAAGAGAUGUUUGUCAACACUGGUGGAUGAAAGAGGCUUUGGAUAGACUUGUAAAUCGUCUCUAUGGUCAAAAACAAGUUAUAUGUCCUCUAAAUUGCAUUGGAGAUGCCAAAUCUGACUUGUUAAUAGUGUAAUUUCGUGGAGGGUAGAGCUCAAUUUUUUUUUUGUGUUUCUUCAAGUUGAGGAGAAGAAGAGUAGUAGGAUCCAAUGAAUUGAGCCAAAUGAAGAUCAUAGUAUAUAAAUAAUAUAAAAUUUAAAUAAUAGUAGAUUGUAGAUCUCACUUAGAAGUUUGCAAUUCCCUCAAAUAUUAUUAUUAUUUUUAUGAAAAGAGAAAGAGAGAGCCAAUUUGAUCAUGACCUACUCAUCUUAUAAUGAGAGGGUCAAAUUUCAAUUGUGGAAAUAAAUAUUAAAUGUAUUUUUGGGAAUUCACUUCUUCUUUAUUGCAAAACUUCUUGGGGGCAACAAACAUAUUGCUUUGCUUUUUUGAGCAAUAGAUUUGUUCUAAUGUAAUGAGGAGCCAGAGCAAAGGGGUGAUAUGAAUAUUUGAUUGUUCCACCUUAAUUUACUUUGUGAUCUGAUUAUUGUUUGUGGAUUAUAAGUUCA
This is a messenger RNA of Cicer arietinum (chickpea), 1161 nucleotides long. Its product is annotated as nudix hydrolase 18, mitochondrial-like. The record is from RefSeq and is a predicted model, not a curated record. Gene Ontology annotation, molecular function: pyrophosphatase activity. NCBI's taxonomy places the organism in Eukaryota, Viridiplantae, Streptophyta, Magnoliopsida, Fabales, Fabaceae. Gene Ontology annotation, cellular component: nucleus; cytoplasm.